AAUGGCUGACCUGAGAGAAAUGAGAAUCUUCUCUGCCGACCAAAUUGAAGUUCCUGACGAUUUGCCAGGGAUUCUCAAGGACUACUCCAAAGAGGUGAUCAGGAACAACCCUGAAGAUAUUUACGCAUUCAGUAGGAAAUACUUUGAGGACAUGUUGAAGAAGAGAGACAAGGGCGAAACUGCAGAUGACGUCGGAGCUAAGAAGCCCACUUAGAUAUAAUUCAUCAGCGUAGUUUAACCAACCAAAGUGAGAGCCUGAAUGGGCUUCUGGGUUUCAAGGU
This is a messenger RNA of Moneuplotes crassus, 281 nucleotides long. The record is from the annotation of a GenBank genome assembly. NCBI's taxonomy places the organism in Eukaryota, Ciliophora, Spirotrichea, Euplotida, Euplotidae.